Molecule: messenger RNA, 1443 nt
Organism: Musca vetustissima
Lineage: Eukaryota; Metazoa; Arthropoda; Insecta; Diptera; Muscidae
Product: zinc finger protein 768-like
Exons: 2
Coding region: 1-1443 (480 amino acids)
Biological process (GO): regulation of transcription by RNA polymerase II
Molecular function (GO): RNA polymerase II cis-regulatory region sequence-specific DNA binding; DNA-binding transcription factor activity
Source: RefSeq, a predicted model, not a curated record
AUGGCAAUCAACUUCUCAGCCUCGUUUGCGGCCUGCAUAGCCGCCGGCCUCAAAGUGCCACGUCAAAUAAUGUAUUGCAUCACACAGGACACCGGUCAGCCCUAUGUCCUCUAUAAAGAUUCCCAGGAAGCUGAAAGAAAUGCCGCCGCAAUUGGUGGUACCCCAGGACAAUGGGGCACCGAAAUGUAUCCUGGCAUACAACAACAACACUUGAGUGCACAACAACAAAAUGCCAUUACGGCAAAUGGCCAGGCGGGAGCCUCAAAUGGUCCAACAUCACAUUCACCCAAUGGUGGUGGUGAUCCACAUGGUCGUGAAAAUGGUGGUGCGGAUGGUGGUGGUGGUGCGGGUGGAACUGGUAGACAACAGGGUUCACCCUCGACCAGUCCAUACCCGCCACAACAGCAACAGCAGCAGCAACAACAACAGCAGAGAACAAACGGUACCAAUGAUGAUGAUGUGAAUAUGAAUCAGGUCAAUGGUCUGCAGCAACCAAAUUCCAAUCCACAAUCAAAUCCAAACCAAAGCUCAAAUGAUCCCCAUCAGCAGCAGCAACAAAAUGCCAAUGCCGCCUCCUCAUCCGACAAUAACCCGGCGGGGAAUAAUCCGCACAAUGUCCAGCAGAAUGGCCAGGCCAAUGAUCAUGGCAAUAAUGGUUUUCCUGGCUCCCAAAAUGGUGAAUUGUCCAGCUAUUAUGCCCCCCGACAUCCUGGCGCCCAAGGUGGCCUUAUGGCACCACCCGGUUUCCCACCGUUACAUUAUCUCAAUAAACCUGUGCUGCCGGGUUUAAAUGGCGCAAUGGAUCAGGGAGCAGGUAAUGGACCCAAUAUGGAUGCAUAUGCCUUGCCCGAGCUACUGCCGGGACAGAAUGGCUCAGCCAAUGGUCAGCAACAGAAUGGUGGUGCUGGUGGCACCGGGGGACAUCAAAAUAAUACAACCAGCAAUGGCACCGGUACGGGAGGUGGUGGAGGCGGCGGCGGAGGAGGUGGUAGUGGUCGCAGCCAUAAACCCCCCAAACCUCACAGUGAUCUGCGACUCUUCAAAUGCCUAACCUGUGGCAAAGAUUUCAAACAGAAAAGUACCCUGCUGCAACAUGAUCGCAUACACACCGAUGCCCGGCCGUAUCCCUGCUCCGAGUGUGGCAAACGUUUUCGCCAACAAUCGCAUCUGACCCAGCAUCUGCGCAUCCAUGCCAAUGAGAAGCCGUUCACGUGCGGCUACUGCAAUCGAGGCUUUCGCCAGCGGGCAAUACUCAAUCAACAUGUUCGCAUCCAUUCGGGUGAGAAGCCCUUUGCGUGUCCCGAGUGCGGCAAGCACUUUCGCCAGAAGGCCAUCCUUAAUCAACAUGUGCGAACCCACCAAGGCGAGCGACAGUUCUUGAAUACAAAAACAAAAUCCAAAAAAAAAAUGAGAAACAGAAAAAAAUUAGUUGAGAUCACCUGA